Messenger RNA from Helobdella robusta, 2904 nucleotides. RefSeq lists its product as hypothetical. The transcript is spliced from 7 exons. Gene Ontology annotation, cellular component: recycling endosome. The record is from RefSeq and is a predicted model, not a curated record. Gene Ontology annotation, molecular function: GTPase activity; GTP binding. Lineage: Eukaryota; Metazoa; Annelida; Clitellata; Rhynchobdellida; Glossiphoniidae. The coding region runs from base 200 to 850 and encodes 216 amino acids. Gene Ontology annotation, biological process: exocytosis.
UGGAAAUAUAAAUAAUAUAUCCAUGAGUGGUAUGUGGGCGUUCAGAUGUUAUUUAAAUAGCAUUAAAAAUUGCAUAAAAAUGAAGCGCCUUACCAAAUAUUAAAUACCGGAAAAGGUGUUUUUUAGUGGUUGAUACAUAAAUUAGAGGUUUUAUUGUGAAUUUUGUAGGAUAUAUUUGAAAUAAAUUUAAAAAAUCGCAAUGUCUGGCAGAGAAGAUGAAUAUGAUUACUUAUUUAAAGUUGUCCUAAUUGGGGAUUCUGGUGUUGGAAAAAGUAAUCUGUUAUCUCGAUUCACCAGGAAUGAAUUCAAUCUGGAAAGUAAAAGUACCAUAGGUGUGGAGUUUGCUACAAGGAGCAUAAUGGUAGACAACAAGCGAAUUAAGGCCCAAAUAUGGGACACAGCAGGACAAGAAAGAUAUAGAGCAAUAACAAGCGCGUAUUAUAGAGGAGCUGUUGGUGCAUUAGUGGUUUAUGACAUAGCCAAGCAUAUGACCUUUGAAAACGUUGAAAGGUGGUUGAAGGAGCUGAGGGACCAUGCUGACGACAACAUCGUCAUAAUGCUCGUUGGAAACAAAAGUGAUCUACGUCACCUGCGAGCAGUACCAACUGAUCUAGCCAAGUCCUUUGCUGAAAAAAACUCUGUAUCAUUUCUUGAGACAUCAGCAUUGGAUUCCACAAAUGUUGAAGCUGCAUUCACUCAUAUUCUAACUGCGAUAUACAAGAUAGUUUCUCAGAAGCACAUGGCGGACACGGGUGAUGAUGGUGUGAGUAAACCUUACAAUGCACAAGCCAUCACCAUUCCUCCCACUUCGACGCUCGACAAAAAGAACAGCAGCUGUUGCUCUGGCUGAUCGCAGCUCCAUCGAACCACCACUGCUUGUUUGUUGUCGUCGACGUGGAAUUUAAUUUAUCACAAUUAUUUACUUAUAAUUUAUUUAUUUCUUUAUUAUAAUAUUUUGUUUACAAAAUUUUUGUUAUUAUUGUUAACAUUUUUUAAAAAUUGUAGUAAAUAAUUCUUCAGAUGAUUCGUUUAAAUUUUAUAUGUCUAUGUACGGCACACAUUAAGGUGUCUAUUUUUGCUCAUGUGGUUGUAUGUUAGCAUGGUUACUUUGUCCUUAGCACAUUAUUAUUUACGUUUAAAUUAGUUAAUAUUUAACAAAAUUUUAAAGCUAUCAUAUUUUUAUGUUAUGUAUAAAUGAGUGUAUGCAUUUCAACUCGUCUAAUGUGUUGUAUACUGGAUUGCUUAUAAUGACUGUCAACCCAAUGUUUCCAUUAACACAUUUGCAUAACAACUUGUUAUAUGUAUUUUUUUGACUUAUUCACUUAACGCUUGUUAAAUUAUAAAUUUCAAUUAAUUUUACUGCUUGUACAUUAUUAUUUCUGAGAAAUAGAUUCAUUAUAAAUAUACACAAGCCAAUGCUUGUUGUCUCACACAACACUUCAUGUUAUAAUCCUAUUUAUUUUCUCAGUGUGCUUUUGAACCCGGUCUGUUGGCAACAUUUGCAUAUUGAAUUCUAUUAAAAACAUCUUUCCAUUAUGAUGAGAAUGAGAAUAAUAACCCUGCUUAAGUACCGUACCAGUCUACCUAAUUGUCGAGGUCCAUUAACUUUUUCAUUUUUUCUUUGAAAUAAGCCGGUAGAUACAUGAUUAUAGCUUCUUUGUCAUCAAAGUUUUACUUUAGUUUAAAAAUGAGCUCUUCAAAGUGAAUUUCUAAAGAUUCAGUGAUUUCUGGAAGCCAAAUGUUGACCCACUUUCGACUGUUGCCCGUUAGUCUAAUGCAAUCGCUUGUUGCACAUAUUAAUUCAUGAAUUAAUUCAUAUUGAUUUCUCUACUAAUUCUACGGGGUUUAAUUGAGGCUAGUUGGUUUUGUUUAGUUACAUAAACUUAAUAGUGGCAUUGUUUAUCAUAAUGUAUGUGUGGAUAUCCGUUCUGCAUCUUUGUGAUCAGCACAACAUUAAUUUUCAUUUUUUGUUCACCAAUCUUAGUUUAACCAGCAAAUAUUUUCUGUAACUGCUGCCUAGUAAUAAUAUUUAGAUUUUUUCAAAAUAUUAUAAUAUUAUUUAAAUUGUGAUUCUCACACGUUAAUAAAUACUAUUUAAAGCAUUUUCAAAACUUUGUUUUCAGAACUCCAAUAUUUGUCAUUGAUUUCUCCUUUCGUUUGAUCUUCCACAUUCAUAACCAGCCGUUACCGAGAAAUUAGCAGCUCGCGUGGUGCGCCGUCUGCACAAAGUGUUCGCACCUACAUCAAUUCUCAACUCGGCUGUUGAAAUAUUUUAGUAAAUUUUGAUGUCUACGUGAAUAAUGAAAUUUAAUGCAUCCUCUUAUCUGUGUGUACGUGCGCAUUGUUAUGUAAAUAGUAAUAAUCUUCUUGUACAUAAUAAUUAAUUCUCUUCCAUCAAAAUUGUUUUUGUUUCUUCAUAACUAAAUUGUUAGUAUCUGAAUGAAUUACAACAUAAAUAUUGAAUUUAAUUAAUAUCCUAACACUUGUGCUAAUUUGUAACGUUGAUACUCUGUUUUGUCCUAGUGAUAACGAUGAUGUUUCAUUCAUUCCCUUUUGUUCGAGUGUUAAUAUUUUUCAUUUCAUUUUAAAUAUCGAUAUAUCGUUGUGCUUGUUAUAUAUAAAUAUUUAUUUAUAUUAAAUAUUUAUUUAUAUAUAUGUGUGUGUGUGUUUGUGCACGCGUAACUGCUAGUUUGAACGUACGGUCUUCAUUUUAAUUAAACCAAAAUAACUCUUAACUCAAUCACAUAUGAUCCUUAUUUGUUUAUUUCAUUAUUUGAUUGCAUACAUCAAUGAUUGCAUUUUGUACUUUUUUUUGUUGAACUUUUGUUUCACCGUUUAUUGAGAUUGUGUAAUUAAAAAUUAAUUCAUUUUUUAAAUAAAUUUUUCAUUUGUAUGCAUGGAAAA